This is a messenger RNA of Cylicostephanus goldi, 705 nucleotides long. The record is from the annotation of a GenBank genome assembly. NCBI's taxonomy places the organism in Eukaryota, Metazoa, Nematoda, Chromadorea, Rhabditida, Strongylidae.
AUGACGUUGGCAAAUUCACGUCUAUGGGAUGCCAUCAAUGGUUUCUUCUUCCUGUUCGCUCAUAUGAUGGAGAAACUUUACCGAAACUCUACCCAACUGGAACUUUUGCGAGAGUUCCUCAACUUGCAAAAGGAUAUGAUCGUGCUGAUGCUGUCCAUGCUGGAAGGAAAUGUCCUUAAUGGACCGAUUGGUAAACAAAUGGUGGACGCAUUAGUCGAAUCACAACCGUCCGUGGAGAAAAUCCUGAAGUUUUCGGAUAUGUUCUUGAAACUGAAGGACCUGACAACAUCUCAGGCGUUCCAGGACUUCGAUACAAAUCGCGAUGGCUGGAUCAGUCCGAAAGAGUUCCAAAGAGCCAUGGAGAGUCAGAAGAUGUACACUGUCGAAGACAUCACUUAUCUGAUGAUGUGUACCGAUGUGAACAAUGAUGGAAAAGUGGAUUACAUGGAAUUUACCGAAAGAUUCCAUAACCCUGCUCGAGAAAUCGGUUUCAACUUGGCUGUGCUGUUGACGAACCUCAAAGAACACAUUACCAACGAUCCUAGAUUGGAAAAGAUCAUUGAAAAGGCUCAAACAUUACUGGAAUACUUCGAUCCAUUCCUUGGAAGAAUCGAAAUCAUGGGUUCGAGCAAGCGUGUUGAAAAAAUCUAUUUCGAAAUCCAAGAGUCCUGGCUGGAACAAUGGGGCAAACAGCAGAUUCGGUAG